Messenger RNA from Pestalotiopsis fici W106-1, 1059 nucleotides. RefSeq lists its product as uncharacterized. Gene Ontology annotation, molecular function: agmatinase activity; metal ion binding. The transcript is spliced from 4 exons. NCBI's taxonomy places the organism in Eukaryota, Fungi, Ascomycota, Sordariomycetes, Amphisphaeriales, Sporocadaceae. The record is from RefSeq and is a predicted model, not a curated record. The coding region runs from base 1 to 1059 and encodes 352 amino acids.
AUGAGUGCAAACGCCGAUGUGCCCGCCGAGUUCCACAUCUAUGAUAACUUUGGCAAAAACGCGCCGAUGCCUGGCAUCGCAACCUUCUCUCAUCUCAACUGGACGAAUUGCUUCGCUCCUGAAAGCGAUGGCACUUUCGAUGUCGGCAUCGUGGGCAUGCCUUUUGAUCUAGGUGUGAGUUACCGUCCUGGUCAGCGGUUCGGUCCUGCGGCUGUUAGGGCAGUCUCGCAGCGCAUGGGCCCUUCCAUUGGAUACAGCAUGGCUCAUGACAUGAUGAAUCCAUUCCGAGACUGGGCAACUGUUGUCGACUGUGGAGACAUUCCGAACUCUGUGUUUGACAAGUACGAGGCUGUUCAAGAGCUAGGACAAGGAUUACAUGCAAUGGCAUCUCGACGACCCAAAACGACGUCCAAAGGCGACAAUGUGCGCCUCAUAACAGUUGGAGGUGACCAUACCAUCACUUUGCCUUCGUUGCGUGCUCUGCACUCAAUCUGGGGUGAAAUGGCCGUCAUCCAUUUCGAUGCACAUCUCGACACCUGGAAUCCGAGGCAGUGGGGCGGCGGUAUCAACAAGUACGACGAAAUCACCCAUGGAACACUCCUCCACUUUGCACACGAGGAAGGUUUACUCAGAAACGACACCGGAAUUCAUGUGGGAACCCGUGCAUUGCUUUUCGACAAGACGGAAGAUCUCCGCCAUGAUGCUGAAUGCGGUUUUCAGUUCAUCAUGGCUACAGAUAUCGAUACCCUCGGUAUCGAUGGUAUUGUUCAGCGUAUCCUACAAAGGGUUGGAAAUAACCCUGUCUACGUCACGAUUGAUAUCGAUGUUCUUGAUUCCGCAUUUGCGCCUGCGACAGGAUGCUCAGAGAUUGGGGGCAUGACAACGCGUGAAAUGGUAGCAGUACUCAGAGGUCUUAGUGCUGCAGGAAUCAAGAUUAUAGGGGCCGAUAUCGCGGAAUUAUCGCCCGUGUAUGAUGACAAUGUUCAGACGACGGCGACAGUCGUAGCCCAGCUCGCUUUCGAAAUUCUAGCGUGGAUGGUUAGAGUUCCUGUUCAGUGA